Messenger RNA from Gongylonema pulchrum, 231 nucleotides. NCBI's taxonomy places the organism in Eukaryota, Metazoa, Nematoda, Chromadorea, Rhabditida, Gongylonematidae. The record is from the annotation of a GenBank genome assembly.
AUGAGUUGCUUCGGAACGGUGGAUUGCCAAACAGUUCAAAGUGAACUUGCGAGGAACUGUAGAAGUGAACGUGAAGUGUACUGGGAGCUUGCUCGUAGACACCGCCUGGCGCUCGACGACGACACUCAUCGCAUAUCGGUGGAUACAGCAAUAAUGUUCGACGCUGAAAAAUUCACUGGUUCAAGGAAUUUGCAAUUACUACAGCAAAAUUCAUUCAUUUUGAGCAGUUAG